This is a messenger RNA of Anopheles funestus (African malaria mosquito), 2033 nucleotides long. RefSeq names its product serine protease snake-like. Bases 39 to 764 code for a protein of 241 amino acids. The transcript has 2 exons. Gene Ontology annotation, molecular function: serine-type endopeptidase activity. The record is from RefSeq and is a predicted model, not a curated record. Gene Ontology annotation, biological process: proteolysis. Lineage: Eukaryota; Metazoa; Arthropoda; Insecta; Diptera; Culicidae.
UGGGUGGCGAAAAUGCGAUCCCCGGCGAGUACCCACAUAUGGCCGUACUGGGACGGUCCUGCAUCUAUUCGGACGGUGGCGGAUGUGUCGGUGGUUACGAAUGGUUCUGCGGAGGUUCGCUAAUAGCGGAACGCUUCGUCCUGACGGCGGCACACUGCGCACACGUCGGCAUGUCAAAUCCCCCGACCGUGGUACAACUCGGCAGCCGCGAUCUACGCUACCCAUCGCUUAUCGUUGAGGUACGGAUGAUUGUCCAGCAUCCGGGAUAUGGUGGAGUUCUUUCGUACAACGAUAUCGCACUGAUACAGCUGGCAACGCCGGUGACCACCAUCCAACCCGCCUAUCUGUGGACGAGCGAAAAGAUCCCAAACAAUGUACCACUCAUUGCUACCGGAUGGGGUAAACUUGGCCACUUUGAAGAACCGUCCAUGGUACUGCAACGUGUGCAGAUUCCGAUCGUGCCCAACAACCAGUGCAACCAGCUACUGUACCGCAACCGACGCCUGCGCCAGGGUGUGCUGCCCAGUCAACUGUGUGCCGGAGAUCCGCACGGUGGCAAGGAUACGUGCGAAGGUGAUUCCGGUGGUCCCCUGCAGCUGAAGGUUUCCUUCGCUGGUUUGAAGGGAAUAACCGAUCGCUACUAUAUCGUCGGCAUUACCUCGAAUGGUGGUAUCUGCGGGACGGUUAAUCGGCCAGGACUUUAUACGCGCGUAUCGUCCUACAUCGGAUGGAUCGAACGGGAGUUGCAGAUGACAACGGACUAGUGAACCACCAUCGUCCAUCACACCCAGACCCAGUGCCAAAGAUCGUGAAGAAUAUCUUGCCAAAACAUGCCAUUUGCUUCUUGCCUUAUGUGCUGCCUUGAAUGUGUUCCUAAUAGAAGAACUGAACUAUACGUAAAACCAUAAAACGACUGUUGCCGUUGUCCGGAGUAACGAAAAAUCCGUGAAACAAAAAAGAGCAAUCCUUAUUGUAGAGAGGAAUCUUCCCUGCAGACGUUCUCUCUAAACAAAAUGGAGAUUUAGUGGGCAAAAAGUACUUAAUUUUUUAUAUUUAAAUUAUUCAUUCAUCACAAAUUGUUUAUGUAAGCAUUAUAUAGUAUAUUCCAUUUUUAAACUUCAUACUUUCAGGUUGUGUAUUGAGAUAGUGCAAUCCAAAGUAUUUAUAUCAUCUAUUUUUGAUACUUUUGUAAGUCUCUCUGUUGCAAUCUUGCGAACGAUAUUAAAUGUUUAUACAAACUACGUUACAAAGAACGAUACAUGACAUUAUCGUAUAAAAAAAUGCACUUAAAUGCUACAGUAUUUAGAAGUUUCCUUGAGAUCAUUAACGAUAUGUUACAUACCGGUAAACUGACUCAUGUAUGAAGACAAGCAAUGAAAUAAAUUAUGUCUUUAGUGUAUUACAAUUAAUUAUCCAACAGCAGCAUACUACUUAGUAAUAGAUUAUGACAAAAGCAAAAACAUUAUCAGAAAAUGACAACAACAAAACUACUAACAGCGUACAUUAAUGCAACAUGAGGAUUGUAUUGAUAAGUAAAUAUACUGUUCCUGCAUUAAGUUACAGAUCUACAUAGAAAUGGAAGCCUCCAUAGAUGAAUCAUAGGACGGACCAAGAGAAAACGGUUGCUUAUAACCAAGUGAUGGUUUGUAUAUUGCGCCAUAGUGUAAUGUGCCUAAACUUAUGUGCAUUCUCCAUCUUUAUCAUGGAGACGCACGCCUGGAAUGUAAUGAACUACCAGACUUGAUUUUACUUCGUUACCGAAUAUUCAGUUCCUUACCAACUGUUAAGAAUUUUAAUAUGAUUAUCAGUGCAUUUAGGCAUUAAUUGUAGUAAUCUGACUUUUUAUCUGUUUUAAAAAUAAUGUAAUAAAAACAGUGACUUUUAGUUGCAUAAAUUGCAUUUCAAAGUAUCUCGAACAACUACAUAUGCUUGUUUCAAGGGAAAUCGUUCACAAUUAAAAUGUAUUUAUAAAACCUUGAAUGGGUCUAUUCAAGGGUUUAGGUAUCUGCAGCUCCUAUUUUAUAUUCAACUUU